Molecule: messenger RNA, 1998 nt
Organism: Ochotona curzoniae (black-lipped pika)
Lineage: Eukaryota; Metazoa; Chordata; Mammalia; Lagomorpha; Ochotonidae
Gene: BFSP1
Product: beaded filament structural protein 1
Exons: 8
Coding region: 1-1998 (665 amino acids)
Biological process (GO): lens fiber cell development
Cellular component (GO): cytoplasm; intermediate filament
Molecular function (GO): structural constituent of eye lens
Source: RefSeq, a predicted model, not a curated record
AUGUACCGGCGCAGCUACGUCUUCCAGACUCGUCAGGAGCAGUACGAGCGCGCCGACGAGGCGCCCGAGCGGCCGGCCGACGGGGCCCGGGGAGCGCCCUCCAGCCUGGCGGCGCUGCAGGGCCUCGGCGAGCGCGUGGCCGCCCACAUCCAGCGGGCCCGAGCGCUCGAGCAGCGCCACGUCGCCCUGCGGCGGCAGCUGGACGCCUUCCAGCGUCUGGGCCAGCUGGCCGGUCCCGAGGACGCCCUCGCCCGCUACGUGGAGGGCAACCGCCAGCGCGCCCGGGACCUGGCAGCUGAGCGCAGCCGGCUGGAGCGUCAGGGCGCAGAGGCGCAGCGAGCGCUGGACGAGUUCCGCAACAAGUAUGAAAAUGAGUGCGAGUGUCAGCUGCUGCUCAAAGAGAUGCUUGAACGGCUUAACAAGGAAGCCGACGACGCGUUGCUGCACAACCUGCGGCUUCAGAUUGAGGCCCAGUUCCUGCAGGAUGACAUCACAGCAGCCAAGGACAGGUACAAGAAGAAUCUUCUGGAAAUUCAGGCCUAUGUCAGCAUCCUGCAUCAGAUCAUGCAGACGGCUCCUCAGGUGCCCACUGGUGAAGGUGGGAUAAAGGAGGAGAGGCUCCUGACGGAACGGGAGGUGUCGGCCCUGCGCAGUCAGCUGGAGGAGGCCCAGGAGGCACUGUCCCACCUGCAGGCACAGAGGGCGGAGCUGCAGGCCCAGACGUCCACCCUGGAACAAGCCAUCAAGAACGCCCACGAGUGCUACGACGACGAGAUUCAGCUGUACAACGAGCAGAUCGAAACCCUGCGCAAGGAGAUCGAAGAGACGGAGCGCAACCUCGAGAAGUCAACCUAUGAUUGCCGGCAGCUGGCCAUCGCCCAGCAGACGCUCAAGAACGAGCUGGAGCGGUACCAUCGCAUCAUUGAGAUUGAAGGCAACAGGUUGAGCUCUGCCUUCAUAGAGACUCCUAUGGCCCUGUUCACACCUAGCCAGGGACCCUCUCUCAGCCUGGGAUCCGGUGGGAAAGACCUUACCAGGGCUGUGCAGGAUAUAACAACGGCUAAACCCAGACAAAAAGGCCUCCCCAAGAGUGUUCCAAGGAGAAAAGAGAUCCUGGCCCAAGAUAAAGGCGACAGACCCCAGGAGGAUGUGUCUUCCAAAGGCCCGGAAAACACCAUGGUGGUGCAGGGGGCACUUACAGACAAGGAGGAGCCUAGACCUGAGCUGGGGGCUGGGGUGGCAAGUCAACCAAAGCAGGAAGGAGUCCUGGAGGAUGUGCCAGAUGGGGGCCAGAUAAGCAAAGCCUUUGGGAAACUCUGCAAGAUGUUCAAGGAGCAAACGCAUAAUUCCCAGGAGCCCGAGCCCCCUGCCGACCUCUUCACCAAGGGGCGGCACGUGCUGGUCACUGGCGAGGCCAGUCACGUGGACCCCGGCUUCUGCCCCUCCUCCAUCCCAGCCAAGGGUGGGGUGGUGGUCUCCAUCAUAGAUGACGUCAAGCCUCUCGAUGACCAUGGGGAACCCUCUCCUGAACAGCCCAAGCCUCCUCAGGAGAAUGGCCAGGAGGAGCCCCAGGAGGGAGAAGAGGGUUCCCUGAGCAGCCAGAAGUCUACAGACAAGGAGAGCGAGGGAAGCAGCCAAGACUCCAAGGGUCCCGGGGAGAAAGAAGACAGCCCAAAGGAGGAAGACAAGGAGCCCCAGAGACCAUGCGCUGGGGCCGUGCCUGGGCCAGGGGGGCCAGCUGCCCCGCAGGCUGAGAAGCCCCAGCCAGGUCGGGAUGCAUCACCAGGGCGUGGGCAUGGGCAGGGGACGAGGAGUGGCAGCCUGCCGGACAAAGGCUGUCCCAGGGCUCUAGCAUACAAGAAGGUGGAAGUGGUAGAAUCCAUUGAGAAGAUUUCCACGGAGAGCAUCGAGACCUACGAGGAGACGGCCGUGAUCGUAGAGACUGUGGUUGGGAAGACGAAGGCCAACAAGAUGAAGCCUGGGGAGAAGGGAUCUUAA